Messenger RNA from Symbiodinium sp. CCMP2592, 7602 nucleotides. The record is from the annotation of a GenBank genome assembly. NCBI's taxonomy places the organism in Eukaryota, Dinophyceae, Suessiales, Symbiodiniaceae.
AUGUGGCUGGACGAUUGGGCCAAUCGUCUCAACCACAAGCCGAUGGACCGGCCGCCAGGUUCGGAGAUGGCCUUGACAACGGUCGUAGACAUUGAAGCACUGGGGCGGUCGACUGCUCAAACCGUGGAAGUCGAUUGUGCGGAAAAGGCGGAUUACCCGAUUCUCCCCAAGAUGAACGAAGGUGAUGCGGGGUUCCAGCUUGGCGCCCUGCCCGGAGAGAUGCCCGUCCCGAGUUCCACUGACGACGAUGCCAGCCCCGCCAAGAAGCAGCGUGCCCAGGGAUCGAACAAGGCGCGGCCGGGUGCUCAGACAGGACGGUCCAAGCCUCGCAAGGAAACCGCUGAGCCUACUUCUCUCACGCUUGACAUGACCACUUUGGAGCGUCUGCUCGACCAGAAUUGCACCAAGAUCCUCAAGGCGAACCGUGAACAUGCGCAAGGGCUGCUCGACGCACUUGAGGAGAGACAGGCUGCCCGCUUUAUGGCUUUGGAACGUACAGUGGAGGGCGUGGAAUACACCGUCGAAGGUUUCGAAAGCAGGCUCAAAGCGGUUGAAGACAAGCUCUCGAAGGGUGUCCAGGGAGAGGAUGAAGGACGGCGCAGGAACACCCUGGUAUUCGGAGGUUGGGAAGCUGACACUCGUAAGGCCAGCAUACUCAGCGAGCUCGAGCAGGCCAUCUCCAAACUAGGGAUCCAGAUGGAGUUCGACGAGCCGCCUUUCUGCACCGGCCCGCGCCGGUCGGUGGCCCUGUGCAAUUUUGCUGCCCGUGCGGGUGAAGAUGACUCUUCGCGCAGGUCCAGGAUGCAUCGUGUGGUGCAAGCUUUCACACGAGAGAAGCUCCUCACCUCCUCCAAGCGCAAGCUCUGGGUUGGAUUCUCUAAGCCUAAGGAGGCGCGAGAUGUCGCGUCCAACUGCUCCUGGGUCCGCCGGACAGUGCAACAGGUUGCGGAAGCUCGUCUUGACAUACUUGAUUGCGAGUACGGGUCAGGCACGGUCUGGCUUGGCAGCUCGCUCGUUGCCAGUGUGGGGCGACCUAUCCCACCUGGCACAGAUGCCAGCGACAUUGUGGUGCACGAGAAGGGUGUGGCAAAAGGGUGGGUCAACGCGCGUCUCCUGGCCAAAGAGACCAAGUGCAAGGAGGAUCGCCUGCUGGCCGUUGGGGCUGAGAUCGAGGCCCCUCUGUAUAGCGCGACUAGCAGGGAAUUAGAUGCAAUGCACGGUGAUAAAUUUGCGGGCAACCAUGACUCCUUCGCUCAAGGCACAGGUGGCACGGCACAACCCGGUCAGCAGUGUGAAAUUAGGGUCUUCGGAUGGAACCUGGGAGGCGCGGCCUUGGAAAGCAUCAAGCCAGCCCUGGGGGACAUCUCCAGAGGUCCCGCCCUUGCUGACGACAUCUUCCUGUUUCAAGAGUUUCCUCGCAGAGCAGCAGGGUGGUCGCGCGAAAGGGUCGAAGACCGGCUCUACGUUCACCAUCGUGACAAACGUCAGUGGAGAGGAGUGGGAAUCGCCUUCAGUGAGACGGCCUGGGCCCUGCGAAAACGUGUUGCCGCGGGCCACGGGUGUUGGUUCCACCUCCAGAGCUUGCACUCUACCACUCAGAUUUGGUGCGGAGUCUUCUACUUCGCCCCAGGGACCCCGUUGGCGGAGUUCGAAGCGGCUUUGAUCCAGUUUCUAGGGAAGAAGCCAAGCACUACCCUACCGAUCAUAAUCCAAGGUGAUGUGAAUGCACACUUUCACUGGUGCCAGGCACCCGAUGGCGACAAAGCCUCCAGCACCGACGGGCGAUCGCUCCUUUUCAGCGACCGGCUGUCGGCCACGGGUCUGACGGCUGCAGCCCCUCUUCGAUCACACCAAGCUCUACCUACCAGCAGGCCUCGGCAGGCUGAUCGCAAGGGCCAUCACAUCGACCUCUUUGCAGUUCAGAGGGUUCUCAGGGCUAGGGUCGAAGUCAUGGUUGACUCCUGUAUGCUCAUCGGCACUGAUCAUGAGGUCUUAUGUGGACUUUUUCGCAUUCGCCAGGGCAAACUUCGGAAGAGGUGUGCCACAGGGCCGCGCGUGUGGACAGGAGGCAUGGACCAGAUCGACUAUGUCGACCAAGGGGUUUUGGAGCACCUCGCGCGGCACCACACCAAGCCGCGACCAAGCCAAGCUUACCGCGACCCUGAGGAAGUCAAGGCACGAUUCCGAAGGGCUCGGCAUCUCAAAUCCAGAGAAGCAUGGAAACAGGCUAUGGACUCCAGGCGCCAGGCGCGGAAAGCAUGGGAACGCGCGAGGCUGGCCCGUGCUGCUCAGGGGGACUGGGCGGCAUUCCGAGAGGUGAAACGCCAGGGGCCUCUGGGAUGGGAAAUCGACUAUGCCGAAGCACAGUCCAAGGACGUCCACCUCACCGUUCAUGAUCACCUAGCCAAGGUGUACUCUGGCUCGCCCCUUCGCCCCUACAAGGACAAGGCCGUCCCGGUCACGGCUUUCUCAACCCAGGAACUUCAAACUGCGCUGGAUGGGCUGAAGGCUGGGAAGUCGGUAGGAGUUGACCUUACAAGUGCAGAACUUCUACGGGGGAUGAUCACGGUGGACGGUGGCCGCAUGCACCUCUUGGAGUUCCUGAAUCGCGUGCUCACUACACGCGAGAUUCCGCGAGCGUGGAAUAGGCCCUUGGUUAUCCUACUACCUAAAGUUCCCUCUCCGGUGUCUCCUACCCAACUCCGGCCGAUCGCGCUAGGAAGCAGUGCGGCGAAACUGUUCGCCAAAAUGAUCCUCGCCAGGGUGAAAGACUCAUUGGGUUUCAGAACUUCUUCGCAAUGCGCUGGAGGAGGCCGCCAAACCGCCGAUUUCCUUUUCUGCAUCCAUCGGCUGCUUGAACUGAGCCGUGAGUGGGCUCUCCCUGUUUCCUUCUUGAAGAUUGAUGUGAGUAAGGCCUUUGACUCCCUCAAUCGUCAGGCUCUUCUGGAACGCCUCCAUGACCGCCUCGGAGACACGGCCGAAUUCUUCGCCCUGCAGGCAUUGCUCUUGGACGUCAAGGCCUUGCUUCAGACCAUGUGGGGAUCAUCGGAAAUUAACAUGCUUUCCGGCAUAAAGCAGGGGGCUUCGGAAAGCCCCAUGCUGUUUGGGUUCAUCAUGGAAGUGGCACUUCAAGAAGCCGGUGACAAGUACGAGUGGGGUAAUAUGCGCAGGGUUCUUCAGGAACUGGGCUCUUCCGACCUCCUUUUCAUGGACGACGGGAUCCUCUGGGCUAGGGAUUGCACUGACUUGACCAAAAAGAUACGAGACUUCUCCGCGGUCCUCGCCACUUACGGCCUCUCUCUCAACCUGGGCAAGUGUCAACUCUACUGCACUCCCGCCUGCCCCCUCCCCCACCAACUCCAGAUCGAGGACACGGUCCUUCGGGGCAAAGAGGGCUUAGAGGUUAUGGGGAUUACCUUCGCACAAGGGACUUCCGUGACUGCGAUGAUGCAUCCGAUGCUGAUCAGGGCUCAGAACAAGUUCUGGUCGUUGAAGCACCUAUUUCGAAGCAAGGUGUCAGCAGUGUCCCGACUUCAGCUCAUGCAUAGGGUUGUGACCAACUCCGCCUUGUGGUGCUGUUCCGCCUUCCCACCGGAGCGCGGCGCCUUAAAGGCGGUCAAUACCCAACAAAACCUCCUGAUAGGCUGGCUCCUCCGUCUCGGCAAGCGCAAGGGCGAGGAGUGGCUGGCCUACCGCCUCCGCAUUGUCAGGUCUGCACGGGCCAUGCUAGUGAAGGCGGGGUUACCUCGUUGGUCCACAGUCUGGUUACAGCGAUGGUGGGGUUAUGCAGGGCAUAGGGUCAGAUCACUGCUUCGUCCGGUGCCGCCUUUCAGUGCCGUGUUGGACGCUGUGCGAACCUUAGAGUGGUGGCAGCGCCAAAAACGACCGACAGGAGUCCUACAUCCAGCGCCUUUCUACCCCCGCCUGAUGAACCUGGAAAGGGCUAUGGACAAGGCCUGCUCCGGGCCAGGAAAACUCCCCGAGUACCUGCCCAUGCUUCGACUUCUACACUUGCUCUUUUCGCGCGCCCUCCUUUGGGAUGUGCGCCUCGUCCCGACGGCCCCCGCCACGCUGUGGGCCGCACUUGAUAACCUUGACUCGACCCCUCGGGCCGCUCUCUACCUCAUCGGCAUCACUCUCGGACCAGCUCCUCGAGCUUUGGCGGCUCCUACCUCCCCCUUCUUUGGCGAGUGGCCGCCGCAAUGGUACAUCGACACGGUCAGCCAGGGACGCGCUAUACUUCGGGAUGGGGGAAGCUUGGAACAUAUGCUGCUGGACUUGAUCUCGGUGGUUAGCGGAAGGUCUUCCCCGGGCUACACGGCGUAUGUCGGCCCCAUUCUGCGUGAUGUCUCCGACCAGCUUCGCCAGGAGAUCUCCUCCCCCGCACUCACAUGGCUGGAUUCGGCGACGAGCUCCGCUUCGCCCCCUGACCGACUCUGCCUUGGACCCCGGAUUGCGGACUGGAUUGAAUAUGCUGAGCGGCACUUCCUGCUCGAGUACCUCGUCGCCUACUUCCCGGACUAUGUCAUGGACUGGGACGUCCGGACGCGCAUGGGCAAUAACCAGUGUGACCCCCUGCCAGGUCAUGGCUCUGGGGUAAACCACCUGAUCACACAAGGACCUGCACGACGACCCCCGCGACACCCCGGACGACCUCUACCUCGAUCCUGGUCAGCCUCGGUGGUCCACGACAUCCACUGCUUCCACGCUCAGGGCUACAAAACGGCAGGCCUGGUCCAGGCUAUCUCCCAACAAGUUUGCCUCCGAGACUACGGACCACACGCGGGAUGGGCACACCGUCAGGUUCACACGGCAUGGGCCUUGACUUCUGACUUGGCCAACCUCACCACCUCGAUUCCUCCGUCCCACUACCAAGCAUGGGCUUCCAGCUGGGAGCGCAUCCUAUGGCAUCUGAGCCAACAAAGUGGCUCCCUACACCUUGGUGUCCACAUCCGCGAGCUCGCCCUCGGAGUCUGCCUGGCCUCCACCCGCAGUACAGCCUGUCUCGGUCUCCUGCUGGCCCCGAUAGCUGCCCAACCUCCGGAUGAUCAGGAUGUGCAACUGCCUCACUGGAUGGUAGCUGCCGCACAGGUCGCCACCACACUCCAACAGCGGGGAGUACCGGGCUCUGACCUCAUCGGCCUCCUCAAUGCAGCGAUUGCGUCCCGCCAGGUUCAACCCUACACUGACUUUACGGUGGGAAUGGUCCAAAUCAUCUGCCUCCUCACCGACAACCCCAUCACGCAUCAGCAUCCCGGGGUGGUUAUGCAGGACGUCGCGGAGUGGGUUGAAUAUGUGGAACGACAUAUGAUGGGUGAGUUCCUCAUCGACCACCACGCGAAUGAGCUCGCCCUACACACCAUGGCGAUGUCGGGCGGCCUCCCGCUCGAUGCCGACCUUCCUCAACAGCGCAGAGAAAGUCUUGACCUUCGAGCCCGACGAGAACAAUUCAACCAAAUACGGCGACCGAGUGAGCUCAUUCUGCAACUACGCCAAGCCCCACUCCCUGCUGUCUCCAACCGCGGGCACCGCUUGCAGUGGACAGGCUCGGCAGUACAACACAUCCACGACCUCCACUAUCAGGGUUACCACACUGGAUGUUGUGUGCCACUACUGCGGGCGUGUGUGCUUGAGAGACGCUUUGCAGAGUACGAGUCCGCUGCACGAAGGUACCUUGCAGCCAUUCAAUCCCAAAUUGGCACCUACCCGGGAGGCGACGAACUAUGCAGCUGCGACACAGCGGACUGGGCAUCCCGCUUGGAGGAAGACUUGUGGAGGGCCUUUGUUCUACAUGGCCUCGAUACAGAGGGACUACCUCCUGGUUCGAGCUCCUCCUCGUCUUCGGGAUCCCUGCCAAUGGAUGAUGAAACGAGCCUCGCACAGCGACCCCGACAGCGGUGGCUCAAGCAUGGACCCACGCGAAGGCGUCGGAUGAACCCUGCAACCACAACGACAGCACGUCGACCCCUACGCCGCGAACCCAGUCGAUCGAACAGAGCGACCUGCACAGCGGAGACGGUCAACUUAGCCAGGACAGCGGCCACAAAGAGCACACACGGCUCGGAAGCUCGGGCCACAGGCCCGCAUGCCCGUGGACCGAAGCCUAGAGCCAGGCCUGCGCCCCGCCGUACCGGCCCACAUGCUGCCCCGGCCGCGCUGCCCGCCUCUGCAGCCGCCGCCACAUCAUCGGACGACCUGUUCCUCCCCAUGUCCCUGGACUCGGCAGUCGAUACGUGGAUGCUUACUUUGGGCAUGCGCCACAUUGAGGAGGAAGUGGGCAACCAUUUCCUGCCUGAGGCCACCAUGUCCAGCAUUGGCGACACAUUCCUUGACCAUGGCAUCCAAGACCGCCAAGUCCUCAUGCUAGCAGUGCACCGGGUGGCCUUGAACCUCCUCGCCAGCAUGGGCGAGGCCAUUCGAGUUGCUGCCCAACAAGAACGGGACGAACAGGCCCGCGAACGAGGCGAGGACACCGACGAAAGCGUCUACAUGCAGAUGCCCUCCUCCUUCCAGACCCUGCUCCAACAGCUACUACACGACCUAGAGGAAGUGGGUAAAGCCAGCUCGCCGUGCAUGGCCGAGUGGCUGAUCGAUUGGCUGUCCCACCGAUGUGCCAAUUCAGCCGGGGGAUACUGGAUUGGACAUAGUCAGGGCUACGCUGCGGAAGUACUGGCUGUUCUCGCGACCUUCGUGGGAGACGCCAACGCUGAUACCUGGGGCCAAUGCAACGAGGAGGAAACACAAUGGGCCACUGCGUGGGCCCAUCGCCUCCAACUCUACCUCCCAGUACACGAGGGUUCGCGACAAGCCCAUCGGCUGCCGCCUGAACGCAGCCCAGUCAUGCUGUUCUCCAAGCCAAUGCCGGACAGCUCGGAAGAGGAGGCAGUCGGCGACCAGUCCGUUCAUGGGGAUCUUCCGGCUCGUGUCAUUGAUCACCUGGUGGAAGCUGCUCGAACGGAGGACAGCCCUCCUGGCCCUCUGCAACCGGAGCCAAGCCCCCACGACGCGGCCGAGCUUCAAUACCUGCAGGGCCUUCGCACACCUGAGGCCUCCGAGCCCCCUUCCAAAGUCCGGGUGAUGAUGUUGGAAGUCAGCAGUGGCAGCACGGACACACCCAAGCGCACCAUCCGGGUGCCCCUGGACGCCAACGGCACGGCCAACCUUCGCCUCCGGAUUUGGCAGGAAGACGAGCUCGAUCAGGACGGAAUAGCAACCCAGCUGGUGGCACCGAGGGUCAUGGCUCCAGUCGACAAGCCCGCAGUCUCCGAGAUCGCCGAUACGGUUCCGGACUUGGAGCAUGCCAACCUGGAGGGGGACCGGAAUGCGUGGGGUGGGGACAUCAGUGCCAUCUCUCUGGAUGUGGUUCGCUCCAUCGCGGCCAACUCCGACCUGAACGAGGACCAGAUUGAACGGCUCUACGGUGUCCAGGUGCUCCACAUGGUCCAGACUUGCCGAGCUCUACAGGACUUCGAGGAUAGCCCGGAGGUCACUAUGCAUGUGGAUGCUGGUUCCCGUCCGAAGCCGGUCGACUCAGAGAGUGUAGCUGUGGCGGACGGGGAGAACCUCCUGGAGCCUACUACAAGGGUCGAGCACGGUGACUAG